Messenger RNA from Bactrocera dorsalis (oriental fruit fly), 1021 nucleotides. RefSeq names its product receptor-binding cancer antigen expressed on SiSo cells. The record is from RefSeq and is a predicted model, not a curated record. NCBI's taxonomy places the organism in Eukaryota, Metazoa, Arthropoda, Insecta, Diptera, Tephritidae. Gene Ontology annotation, cellular component: secretory granule. The transcript is spliced from 4 exons. The coding region runs from base 107 to 742 and encodes 211 amino acids.
AUUGAGCUGUCAACUGGGUCAGUCGCCAACACAGCUGCUAAAGUUUUACAUUUUUAGAAUAAUUACAAGAAUUUUACAAAUUCUUUCACACAAGGGAAUUGUUAAAAUGGUGAUACAACAAGUAAAAACAGUGCUAUUAAGCAUUAUAAAGUUAUUAAAAAGAAUGAUGUGUUGUUUCUCAUUUGGGCGGCGACGUAAACCAAGUUUUUCAGAGCCAAUGGAAAUAAAAAUUGUUGUUGAUGGGGGACAAGCAACAUUACCGGUGGGAGCGCAGUCGCCGAAUUCUACACGGCUAUCGCAAACACAACACAUGGAAAGAGACUGGAAUACUUGGGAUGAUAGCCCGCGUACGGUCACAGAGCACAUUGAACAGUAUCGACAGAGAUUAGCUAAACCGCCAACGCCACCGCCAGCAGAGCAAGAACCCGAUUUCUUCACAGAAUUAACACCCGUAAUAAAACCUCAACCAAAAUACUACCUCGGUGACGAUAACACUGAUAAAGCAAAUUUUUCAAGAUUAGAAGCUAAAACAGACGUGCCAAUUACAAUGAAUGCUGAUCUUGAGGACUGGGUAGACGAUUCAGUCGAUGGCGGCUGGGAUGAACUAGACACGGAGCAAACUAAGCAACUAAUACGUGAAAAUCGCCGACAAAUGCGUCAACAACGUCAACAGAAAAACUCAAAAACUGCCGGAAUUGAAACUUCACAAAUGGGACGUGGCGCCCAGCAUAGUCGCACAUAGUAUAGGUGGUCAUCACGGGAUCACUACGAUACAAUGCAUAUACUGACUUAAGGAAUUUGAGUGCAAUUUUGAGUGAAUGUUUUAUUUUUUAAUUGGUUUGGUAAAUAUGCCGUUGUAAAUACGCUAUUGGCAGACACAAACACACGCAAUACUAAAAACAAUUUAAAAGUGCAUGUUUGAUUAUGAUUUUAUGACUGCUUUGUUUUAGUAAAUUUAUGCAUAGGGAAUUGAAAUGUAAAGCAUUUAAAAUUAAUUCAAUUACAUUCCUAAAUACAGUGC